Molecule: messenger RNA, 948 nt
Organism: Agrilus planipennis (emerald ash borer)
Lineage: Eukaryota; Metazoa; Arthropoda; Insecta; Coleoptera; Buprestidae
Product: general transcription factor IIF subunit 1
Exons: 6
Coding region: 211-948 (245 amino acids)
Biological process (GO): positive regulation of transcription elongation by RNA polymerase II; transcription initiation at RNA polymerase II promoter
Cellular component (GO): nucleus; transcription factor TFIIF complex
Molecular function (GO): TFIIF-class transcription factor complex binding; RNA polymerase II general transcription initiation factor activity; DNA binding
Source: RefSeq, a predicted model, not a curated record
CUGGGCACCGCGCAGUGUGUUUUCUGUCACAGACACAAUUAUUAUAGUAUAGUCUACUGAUGUACAAUAACAGUGAUAACAGCCAAAUGAUUAGUGAAUAUGGUUUAGUGCAUAAAUAGAUUAGCGGUAUCUAAGUUCAUAAAGAAUAAUUUUACAAUCUUUUAUUAAAUAUAUGUGUGAAGAAGCGUAAUAUACUCAAAUUCGAACGAUAUGGCUUCAACAGCUGCUUCUAGCUCCACUGUACAAGAAUACAGUAUUCGUGUACCUAAGAAUUUGCAAAAGAGAUACCACGUUAUGAGAUUUAAUGCAACUUUAGACGUUGAUAUUUCAAAAUGGACGCAAGUAAAAAUGGAACGAGAAAAUAAUUUAAAAGAAUUCAAAGGGCCUGAUGAAGAGACUCCAAGAUUUGGAGCAGGUUCAGAAUUUGGACGAGAAGCUAGAGAAGAAGCAAGAAGAAAGAAGUUAGGUAUAAUUCAAAGGAAAUAUAAACCUGAUGACCAGCCAUGGAUUUUGAAGUCUUAUGGAAGUACUGUCAAAAAAUUUAAGGGUAUUAGGGAAGGAGGCGUUAGUGAAAAUGCAUCAUAUUAUGUAUUUACACAUGCGGCUGAUGGUGCAAUUGAAGCAUUUCCUUUGCAAGAAUGGUAUAAAUUUCAACCUAUUCAGCGAUUUAAAGCUCUUUCAGCAGAAGAAGCUGAACAAGAAUUUAGUAAAAGAAAUAAACAUUUGAAUUACUUUUCCUUAAUGCUGCGAAAAAGACUGAAGGGUGAUGAUGAAGGCGAUGUUGAAGAGGAAGGGGAAGGGAAAAAGCAGUCUGGAAAAAAAGCUAAAGAUCUGAAAAUUUCUGAUAUGGAUGAGUGGAUGGAAAGUUCAGAGGAUGACUCUUCUGAUAAUGAAGAAGAAAAAGAUGAAGAGGAAAAGCAUGAUAAAAAAAAUAAAAAAAGUAAUUAA